AUGCCAAUCAAAGCUUCUGGAGAAACACUUAAAGAAUUCAUCGUCGUUGGACGUAAAAUUCCUUCUGAAACAGACAAAAAUCCAGCACUUUACAAAAUGCAAAUUUUUGCUUCAAACAGCAUUGUUGCUAAAUCUCGUUUCUGGUAUUUUGCCUCUCAACUUCGUAGAAUUAAGAAGACUCACGGAGAAAUCAUUCAAUGUGAAGAGGUUGCUCCAAAAAAUACAGGAAGUGUAAAGAACUUUGGAAUCUUUCUCAGAUACGACUCUCGUACCGGUCACCAUAAUAUGUACAGAGAAUAUCGCGAUGUCUCUCUUCCUGCAGCUGUUACUCAAUGUUAUCGUGAUAUGGGAUCCCGUCAUCGUGCUCAAGCCGAUCGUAUCCAAAUUAUCAAGGUUUCUGUUAUCAAGAAUUCCGACUGCAGACGUGAUCACAUCACUCAAUUCCACGAUUCUAAGAUUAAAUUCCCAUUGACACACCGUGUUACAAAACGCAAGGGAGUUGCUAGAUACACUACUCGUCGUCCAGUUACUCACUUUGCUUAA
Messenger RNA from Strongyloides ratti, 543 nucleotides. RefSeq names its product 60S ribosomal protein L18a. The record is from RefSeq and is a predicted model, not a curated record. Gene Ontology annotation, biological process: translation. NCBI's taxonomy places the organism in Eukaryota, Metazoa, Nematoda, Chromadorea, Rhabditida, Strongyloididae. Gene Ontology annotation, molecular function: structural constituent of ribosome. The coding region runs from base 1 to 543 and encodes 180 amino acids. Gene Ontology annotation, cellular component: ribosome; cytosolic large ribosomal subunit. The transcript has 3 exons.